AGCUGGCAGGACGCUGGCUAGGUCAGCUUUCGCUUCAACGGCAUUUGUAUCGUGAUUUCUCAUUUCUGAUUUUUCUCUUUCUUUUGCUCUUCAACUGUUCCCCCCACUUCCAUCUCCUCUCAUUUUGCCAUUUUUUCCCCUCUUCUUUCUCUCUCUUUUCACUUGCUUCGACUCGCCAAUCAAUCUGCUCCUUAGGGUUUGCCUCGCGAAGACAAACGAUGAAGCCUGUGGAUCUCAUUCUUUGUUUAACAACAACCACCACAGCGUGAAGCAAAUCUGAGAAAUAAGGGCCGAGAACCCCCGAGAUUCUUGGAAAAAGAAUUUCUCAAGAUUUGGAGGAAGCAGAAAAGCAGGCUAUCGGCGAUUAGGUAUUGUGGUUUACUUUUAAUUCGUACGGCGGCGAAGGAAAAUGAGCGCCUCGAGAUUCAUAAAGUGCGUCACCGUCGGCGAUGGCGCUGUCGGCAAGACCUGCCUGCUGAUUUCCUACACCAGCAAUACUUUCCCUACGGACUAUGUCCCGACUGUUUUCGACAAUUUCAGCGCAAAUGUUGUCGUGGAUGGCAGCACUGUCAACUUAGGUUUAUGGGAUACUGCUGGUCAGGAGGAUUACAAUAGAUUAAGACCACUGAGCUAUCGUGGGGCUGAUGUCUUUAUUCUUGCAUUUUCUCUCAUCAGCAAGGCCAGUUAUGAAAACAUUGCCAAGAAGUGGAUUCCUGAAUUAAAGCAUUAUGCACCUGGUGUUCCGAUAAUUCUGGUUGGAACUAAGAUUGAUCUCCGGGAUGAUCAGCAAUUCUUUGUAGACCAUCCUGGUGCAGUGCCCAUUUCUACGGCUCAGGGAGAGGAGUUAAGGAAACAGAUAGGGUCUCCUGCCUACAUCGAGUGUAGUUCAAAAACACAGCAGAAUGUGAAGGCAGUCUUUGAUGCAGCCAUUAAGGUAGUGCUCCAGCCUCCUAAGAAAAAUAAGAAGAAGAAAAAGGCGGCCGGUGGUUGCUCAAUAUUAUGAUCAGUGGAAGAUUCAAGUCUGACAAAGAUGGAUCGAUCCGCCAGCUUAUUGUUGCACGUAUCUUUAUCACUAUCACCUUUUUGUCAAUUCAAAGAAGCAGCAAGCCAUCAUGUAUAGCCUCAAGUCUUAACUGACAUUCUAGGGACUUCUGUGAAAGCAUCGGGUGGUUUGUUUCGUGUUGUACUUGUUGUCAUGAUCUAUAAAAUUGAUGACAAGCAUUCCUUGUUAACAUGCACGCCUCUUCAGAUUUUCAUGUUUAAACUUCACUCAUGUAUUAACCAGAUGUGAGGAAUAUCCUACCAUGAAAUAACCGUUUUCUUUCAUG
Durio zibethinus is the source of this 1328-nucleotide messenger RNA. Its product is annotated as rac-like GTP-binding protein 5. Gene Ontology annotation, molecular function: GTPase activity; GTP binding. Gene Ontology annotation, biological process: small GTPase-mediated signal transduction. The record is from RefSeq and is a predicted model, not a curated record. Lineage: Eukaryota; Viridiplantae; Streptophyta; Magnoliopsida; Malvales; Malvaceae.